Bipolaris zeicola 26-R-13 is the source of this 360-nucleotide messenger RNA. RefSeq lists its product as uncharacterized. Gene Ontology annotation, cellular component: prefoldin complex; cytoplasm. The record is from RefSeq and is a predicted model, not a curated record. The transcript has 3 exons. Bases 1 to 360 code for a protein of 119 amino acids. Gene Ontology annotation, molecular function: protein folding chaperone. Gene Ontology annotation, biological process: protein folding. NCBI's taxonomy places the organism in Eukaryota, Fungi, Ascomycota, Dothideomycetes, Pleosporales, Pleosporaceae.
AUGUCCAUGCCCAACGAGGCCUUGCAAAAGGUCCUACAGGAAAUCAGCCAGAAAAAGGCAUUUGCCGAACAACAACUCGUCAUCGUCAAGCAGCAAAAAGCAGCUCGAGCAAGAGAAAGCCGCAUGUUGCAGCUUACCUCGUCCGAGGUGUCGUCGCUGCCUGCAGACACAAAGGUGUACGAGGGUGUUGGAAAGAUGUUCGUCUGCACGCCCAUCCCGGAUGUGCAAAAGAGGUUGGAGCAGGAGAGUGAGGCGCUGACUAAAGAGAUGGCGAAUUUGGAUAAGAAGGAGGAUUAUUUGGAGAAGACGUAUGCGAAUAGUAAGAGUAGUCUUGAGCAGGUGCUCAAGGGAGCGGCUUGA